Messenger RNA from Paramacrobiotus metropolitanus, 889 nucleotides. RefSeq names its product cytochrome c oxidase assembly factor 3, mitochondrial-like. The record is from RefSeq and is a predicted model, not a curated record. The transcript is spliced from 2 exons. Bases 392 to 664 code for a protein of 90 amino acids. Gene Ontology annotation, cellular component: mitochondrial inner membrane. Lineage: Eukaryota; Metazoa; Tardigrada; Eutardigrada; Parachela; Macrobiotidae. Gene Ontology annotation, biological process: mitochondrial respiratory chain complex IV assembly.
AUGGAAACUUAAAUGAAAUCAGAAGUUUUCCGGUAAGACUUGGAAGCCAGGAAGCUCAAUUUUUAUUUCUAAUCUUCUGCAAUUUUUAAGCUUUCCAAGCUUUUGAUUUGAGAUUUUAGAUUGGUUAUUAAUUCUUGUCCUUCUGGAGAAUAGUUAGUCCGCUCCGUUCAAUUCUGCAGCAACUUUAUAGCCAGACAGCCACUGCUGGUCUGCACACAUCGGGUUUUCUAGUUUUCCAGAAUUACACACUUAAUUAGCGCUUUCAAUAUUAUCCGUUGUUUUCCUCCUUGGGAUAUUGUGAGACGUUAGUCUGCCCUUGUGUUUAAGUAUUGUUGCGACUUGCGAGAUACACACGGUGCAACAAAUUCUUGGAUCUAUAUCGAAUCACAGGAUGUGGUUGUUCAGAAGGUUGCUGAUGGCUGUGCCGACGUCAGUGCGACAGGAAGUGAGCGCGACGCAAGUGCAGAAGGAUUUCAUGAAGAAGGCCGAAAACUGGAACCGCGAACGGGUUCUGGCACGCAAGCAGCUGCUGCGAGCGAAUAUCCUGGUCGGAGGGGCGAUAGCCUGCACUGUCCUGGCCAUCUACGGCUACUCCAUGUGGGCCGUCAGUCAGGAAACCUUUCUGGAUGAUCUGAACGAACCGGAAAGGGAAGAAGUGGCUUAGUGCAUUAUUCUUGUUUUUAUCAGUAGUUCGUUCUGCAUUUGUGAUAGGAAUGUUUGCAGUGUUGAUCGCUUUGCUCUUGUACCACAAUAUCCUACUGUCAGCAGUUUACCUUGGAUUAUAACUUUGGAUUCUUCUACUUGUAAUACUAUGCGUAGCAAGUCUAGCUUCUGGAAAUCAUUGUUUCCUACAGUUUUAAUCGAAAGCAGUUAACAGUGAGCAAAUGCU